AUGCUUCGAACUUGUCUAAAGAAGCGAAUCUAUACUUAUUCUUCUAUUCGAGAUAGAAUCAAUUAAGAGAGAGCUGAAAGAUUGAAGAAUUUACCAACUACUACUCAAGAAAAAAUCAGAAAUUUUGGCAUUAUUGCACAUAUUGAUGCAGGUAAAACAACAACAACAGAAAGAAUGUUAUUUUAUGCAGGAGCCAUUCCAUUCCCUGGAGAAGUUCAUGAUGGUACUACUACCAUGGAUUUCAUGCCAUAAGAAAGACAAAGAGGAAUCACUAUUAGAUCUGCUGCUAUAUCUUUUAAUUGGGCAAAUCAUUAAUAUAAUCUAAUAGAUACACCUGGACAUAUUGAUUUUACAGCUGAAGUUGAAAGAUCACUUAGAGUUUUAGGUAAACAAUUUGUAAUAUUCUAAUUUUUACAGAUGGAGCUAUAGCAAUCUUUGAUGGAGUUUCAGGUGUUUAAACACAAUCAGAAACAGUGUGGUUAUAAGCUAAUAAAUUUAAUAUUCCAAAAAUUGCAUUCGUUAACAAAAUGGAUAGAUAAGGAGCAUCAUUAGAAUAUACAAUUUAAUCUAUGAAAGACAGAUUAAAUAUCAAACCAUUUAUGUAUUAAUUUCUAUAUUAUAAUAGAAUGUAGAUUCCAGUUGGAGAAAUUGAUUAUUUCAAUUCUGUUAUUGAUCUCUUAACCUUUAAAGAAAUUGUAUGGUUAGAUAAAUAUGGAUCAGAAGUCGAAUUUAGAGAUGUGGAUAAAUCACAUCGUUAUUAUGAUAAAGCCAUUAAAGCCAGAGAUGAUUUAUUAUCUACUGUAUCUGAAUUUGAUGAGAAUAUUGCUGAACUUUAUUUAGAAGACUCUAAAGAAUUGUUAAAUUAAUAAUUGUUACUUUAAUCAAUUAGAUAAAUUAUUAAUAAACAUUAUAAUGAAUGUUGUCCUAUAUAUUUUGGAUCAGCACUUAAAAAUAGAGGUAUAUAACCAAUUCUAGAUGCUGUUCAUUAAUUAUUGCCAGGUCCAAUUGAAAGACCAUUAAUUUUUGAUAUCAAUAAUCCAAAUAACAAAAGAAAAUUGGAGAAGAGUGAAAAAUUAACUGCAUUUAUUUAUAAGGUUAUUUAAGAUUAAGAUUUGGGAUUACUUGGAUUUACUAGAAUUUAUUCUGGAGAAAUGACUUAAAAAUAAAAUUACAGCAAUAGUACAAAGGAUGAACUUAUAAAGGUUGGCAAUCUCUAUAGAGUAAGAGCUAAUAGAUAUGUUCCUAUAAAUAAUGUUUAAGCUGGAGAUAUUAUUGCAAUUUAAUCUAAAUAAGUAGUUGCUGGUUCUACCUUAAUUGGAUCAAAUGAUGAGAGGUAAAUCCUUUUGAUUCAUAUUUAGAUUUGUAUUAUAGUAAUUGUAAUUACCAUAGUGUGUUUUCUUUGCCAAUUUAGAAUAUGAAUCAGCCAAAGAUAAACUCAAAUUAGAUUAGGCUCUAUAAUAGUUAUAAUUGGAAGAUGAGAGUUUGAAGAUUACUGUAGCUGAUGAGACACUUAUUACUAUUGGUGGAUAAGGAGAAUUGCAUCUUGAAAUUGUUGUUUAAAGAUUGAAGGAAGAUUUUGGUCUAAAUACUAAGCUUAAGAAAUUAUAAGUUGAAUACAAAGAGAGCAUUAGUGAGGAAGGAGUUUUGGAAGUCAAAUAUUAAGAUAUUCUUAAAGGAAGACCUUUAUGGUUUAAAUUGAAAUUAAAAUUAUAACCAAGUGAAUAGUAAGAAAAUGAAGUUAUUUUUGAUUUUGAUAGAGAAAAUGAAUUUGAUAUCCUAUAUAAAUAAUUCAAAGAAACUUAACUUAGAUAGGUGGCUACUUAAAAAAAUGAAACAUCUGUUAAAUACAUUAAGAAUCCUUGUAAAAAUAUAGAAGUAGAUACUAUUAUUGAUGAUCAUGGAGAAGAAAAGGCUUAUCAUAUAUCUUCAUUGCAAUUUCCUAUGUUUUAUCAAUUAGAAAAAUCAAUUCUAGCUUCUCUUAAUAGAGGAUUCUUGAAAUCUUAUUAAAUGUAAGGUAUUAAAGCUACUAUUUUGGAUGGUGCUUUUUCUCUUAAACGAACAACCGAUUUAGCAAUUGGUCGAGCAGUAUAAAAAUUAAUGUAAGAAAUACAUCCUUUACUUAAAGUAUAUAUUAUAUUUAUUUUAGCCAAUUAUAUUGGAACCAAUAAUGGAUCUUGAAAUAUCUUGUCCUAAUUCUUUGUAAUAGAGAAUCAUUAAUGAUUUGAUUUCACAUAGAAGAGGAAAGAUUAUUGAAAUUAAAUAAGAUUAAAAUAGAGCAGGAUCAUAAAAUAGCAAUAGAGUUAUUAUUACUGCUACUAUUCCAUCAUAGGAAUCUAUUGGAUAUUCCACUGCCAUUAGAUCUAUAUCACAAGGAGAAGCAUAUUUUUCAAUGAGUUUCAAGAAUUAUGAAUUUGUGGGUGGUUAAAAAUAAAGUGAACUAAUUUCAGAAGUCUUUUGA
Messenger RNA from Paramecium primaurelia, 2458 nucleotides. The record is from the annotation of a GenBank genome assembly. Lineage: Eukaryota; Ciliophora; Oligohymenophorea; Peniculida; Parameciidae.